AUGGGAGAGAACCAGCUUGCUUCUGCUCUCAGAUACUGUCAUCAACAUUCCAUCAGACGUGUAGUUGUUGGUAAAGGCUCAAAUUGUCUCUUCGAUAAUCUGGUUUCUGAUGGUUGUGUUAUAUUGAACCGGAUUGAGUUCUUGGACAAGAUACAGCAUGGAGUUUAUAGAGUUGGAAGUGGAUUUCGAUUUUACCAUUUAGGUGUGCAAUGUUGCAAUGAAGGUUUUACAGGUCUUGAAUUUGCAGGAGGAAUUCCUGGGACUGUAGGCGGAGCUACUUACAUGAAUGGUGUGGAGCUAAUGGGCAGAGUUGGUGGAGCAAUGAUUUCUUACAUCCAUGCCAAUUUCUUCAUAAAUGCUGAUGGUUCAACUUCUCAAAACAUGCUUGAGCUCAUUGCUUUGGCUAAGGAGAAGGUAGAUCAAAAGUUUGGGGUGCAACUUAAGGAAGAAAUAAUACAUGUUCAUACAUAUUGUGAUGGCUUGAUCCACAAAAGAGACAAACAACAAGCAAUCUAA
Molecule: messenger RNA, 516 nt
Organism: Dovyalis caffra
Lineage: Eukaryota; Viridiplantae; Streptophyta; Magnoliopsida; Malpighiales; Salicaceae
Source: the annotation of a GenBank genome assembly